Messenger RNA from Dermochelys coriacea (leatherback sea turtle), 2189 nucleotides. It is a transcript of the gene GFRAL, whose product is annotated as GDNF family receptor alpha like. Gene Ontology annotation, biological process: nervous system development. The coding region runs from base 338 to 1573 and encodes 411 amino acids. Gene Ontology annotation, molecular function: signaling receptor activity. The record is from RefSeq and is a predicted model, not a curated record. Lineage: Eukaryota; Metazoa; Chordata; Testudines; Dermochelyidae. Gene Ontology annotation, cellular component: signaling receptor complex; external side of plasma membrane. The transcript has 9 exons.
AAACACAUCUGCUUCCCAGACCACUGACUGUCUAAACCUGAAAGAGCAAUGCAUUCGAGCUGCAAAUGGAUGUGAAAGUGUCUGGAAUGUAAUUGAAGAUGCCUGUAAUAUUUCAGGCAACAGCUGCAAGGCAAAAGAUUCAGUUGGCUGUAAUACAACCAUCCAAUUCCUGGCUGACCAGUAUCCACAAUUUAAAGACUGUAUCUGCACCAAAAAUGAUUUUUGUAGCAUCAAAGUGUUGCUUGGGAAACAAUGUACCAUUAAAAAAGGGCAUUUGGAGCCUUCCCUAAGCCCAGAUAUACCGUUAAACUUCAGGUCGCACUCAGAAUCCAGAGGCAUGCAACGCACGGGGGAAUCAGAAAAUGAUUGCAGUAUUGCAAAGCAAAACUGCCGAGAAGACCAUAACUGCAUUUUGAUGUAUAAGAACUUCCAAAGAGUUUGCAGGACAGAGGUAGCAAAAUGCAGUCUCCAAAUGGUUGGGCAACAAUGUUUGUCAGCAUGGAAGGAGCUGAGGAAAACCAUGCUGGGGAACUGCAAGUGUUCAGAACCAAUUCAAAAAAGAUGUGCUAAAAUAUGGAACAGUAUCUUUAAUAACACUUGCUUACAGUACAUGCAGGAGAAUCAAGCUUUUGCCAUGAGGAAAGACGACUAUCAUGAUGAGAGAAAUCAGGGCAUUUAUCCAGAUAAUAUUAACAUGGAAACUAAAUUACAAUGGAACUUAUCUGCUCUUUCCAAACAUGAAUACAUAGAGAAUGGAACCUGUUUUGAUGUAAACAAGGAAUGUAUUGAAGAUGAAGUAUGUAAUAAACAGUUAUCUCUGUACCUUAAAGUUUGUUCAGUAACUAGAAAGCAGUGCAACAUGGAACAGUGCCAAGCAGCCAUAAGGUUCUUCUAUCAAAAUAUGCCUUUUAAUGUUGCCCAGAUGUUGACAUUUUGUGACUGCAUUCAGCCUGAUGAAUCUUGUCAGCAAGCUAAAGAACUUCUUCAUGGCAAGCCAUGUGCAGUCAACAUAGUUCCCCCUCCUUCAUGUCUAAAUGUAAUUCACAGGUGCCAAGACAAUGAAUUGUGCAGGAAAAAAUAUGAAGUGUUUCGGUCUAAGUGCUGGAGACAUGUGACAAAAAGAUGCUAUGACAAUAAAGCUUGCCUUGAAACUUUAAUCGAGGAUGAUCUGAUUUGCUCUGGAAGUGCCGACUGCAGAGCAGCUUACAUUGACAACUGGGGCACCAUGCUUCGCGUGGAAUGCACCUGUCAUACUGUCCCACUAGCUGAACAGUCUUUGUGCAAGCUCUUCCAUCACCUGCUUCACAGCAAGUCCUGCUUCAGUCAGAUUUCAAGAGGAAAGACAGAUCUUCAGCUGAUACAUACUGAUAUGCCAGGAGAAAAGCUUCCCAUAACAAGGUUCCAUUCUUUAUUUAAUGGUGAAACAAUCUAUAUUAUUGCAUAUACAUCUUGCAUAGGACUCAUCCUGGGAGUAAUCCUGGUGGCUCUCUUAAAGACCAGAGCCUGCAGAGCAACAUAUCCAUCAAGAAAUCCCUCACCAGUUCAUUCAUCUGAGAUUUUUAUGGUCCAUUAACAGUCAUAGAUAAUCAAUAUUGUGGCAAACUCUCUUUAAGGCUAUUCUUGGUAGCCAGCCUGUUGUGGAUAAGUCAUAAUAAAAUGUAUGUUAUAAAGUCUAGUGUGUGAUGGGAUUUUGUGGUUGAGAGUAUGAAAGUUUUAUAUUUACUUAUAUGUGCAAAACCUUUCCCAAAUGGAAAAAUGUUAAAACUGCACUAAUUCACUCACCUGUGCAUGCUCAUUGAUUUAUACGGCACUGUCUAUUUGCCAUAGCUCUGGACUGUCAGUAGAUGAUUGUAAAAUAUUCUUCUUCUUCGUCUGGCUGAUGGAAAGGUAGAACAACUAUAAUUUUACAUUUAGACGGUUAAUCCAGAUAACUGUGUCUGGAGCAGCAGAGUGUAUUGCUGUGAUGCCUCCUUUGUAUUUGUGACUCAGGCAUUGAGUUGUUAUAUGUUACAUGAUCUGUUUUGGGUGACCACAGUUGCACACUGGAGAAUCUUUAAUUUUACAUUUGAGCAUCUGUCAUAGUUUGUGUAAAAAUAUUAUAUCAGCAUGAAUCUGGGCUAGCUACAUGGCUAAGAGUGGCAAAAAGAAGGUUAAGACUGAUUGCAGUCUGUAAGUACCUAAAUGGUGAA